AUGGAACCUCUUAGUGCCGGAGCCAGCGUUCUUACGUUCGUAGCAAUUGCCUUAGAUGGAGCCUCGAAGCUGUCCCAAGCGGUGGCCGCUUAUCGCGGUGGACCACAAGAGGUUCAAUACUUGGGCGACUCCAUCAACGAGCUCCAAGCCAUUCUGCGCCAACUGUCGGAGAUUUUGCAGGAUGCAGCUUUGCUUCUCCCCCCUGAGUUCGCCACCGCGUUAGAGAAUUCACUCAGAUCCUGCCAGAAGAGGCUUGUCGGGUUCACGGCCGAGCUCAAAAAAUGUGAAGCCUCGUCGCAGGACAGAGUUUGGCCACGGGUUGCCAGUCGCUUGCGUCCAGUCCUGCAUCAGAAAGACCUUGAGAAGAUGCGGUUGGCUAUACUUAAACACCUGGCCGCCCUCUCGCUCGAUGUCGGCCUGAUUAACGACUUCAGAACAGCUGCUAUCGGCGAGGCGGUGCAGACAGUCGACCGGCGGCUAGAACGCUCAAUGUCGCUACAACAGCAACAAGCUGACGGGAUGGCAGACUUGCAGGCCAGCUGGAGUAUUAUCGCACUGUCGAAUUGUCAGGCCCUUCAGGGUAUCGAGAACAAUCUGGCUGGCCUUCCGACUUGGUUCACACAACAACUACAAGCGCUCAAACGGCACUUCGAUCUGAGAUUCGACACUAUACCGCUAUCAGUCAGCCCAAUACCGAUGAUUAGCAAGACUCCAUUGCAUAGCUCCCAAUUUGUGCCACCAUGUGUGAGCUGUUCUGGAUCCGAGGGGCACGUGGACGCUGCAUUUGACACACUGCUUGACCACCGGCGUACACAAAUGAGAGCAUCGGCGUUCCGUAUUGCCCUGUCGGCGCUGGAAUAUGACUUUGAUACAAAACCGCUCAAAUCAUCAUCAAUGGCCUUCCAGUGCUUCGGCCACCCCAAGCUUUUGCAGAUGAUAGAGGACCAGCAAUCCGAGAAUACAGCGAACAGUCAGAUGAGUACGCUACCGUCGAGACUCGGGUCUCGAAGGCAGCGGUACUCAAGGGCCAUGCCAGGCAAAGCCUCGGGGUCUGAAGAUGCAGACACACCAUGGAUGCCAACGGCGGCGUCAAGAAGCCGGACUUCUUAUUUCACCUCUCAGACGACAUAUCAAAACGAUGGCAAUUGCGGAUGCGACCAGUGCUCACGCCGGACGCUGCCCACGAACAUCGCAAUGAUGACACACAUCCCACCUCGCAUUCUGGAAUUCAGGGAGAGUUCGAUCUGUAAAUCAGGAUUUCUCGUCUCUCAUGAGCCGUCCAGGCAGUGGUUCGGGCAAUACGAGUUAAACGCUAGACUGCGUACGAGAACACCAUGGUCUCCGCAGAACACUUCGGGAGUCAUCUAUCUUCUCAUCGUUGGCUGCUGGUGCGGUGCGAAUGCUUCAGAUGGAAGUUUGCCUUGGUACUGGGGUAUUUCUCACUCUCAAAGACCACACAGCUUGACUUUUGGAUCAAUGCAGCAUCAUACCAUCCGCUUGUGA
Zasmidium cellare ATCC 36951 is the source of this 1503-nucleotide messenger RNA. RefSeq lists its product as uncharacterized. The transcript has 2 exons. Lineage: Eukaryota; Fungi; Ascomycota; Dothideomycetes; Mycosphaerellales; Mycosphaerellaceae. Bases 1 to 1503 code for a protein of 500 amino acids. The record is from RefSeq and is a predicted model, not a curated record.